CUGGCUGCAGCCAGGCGGCCGGCGGGCCAGGUAGGAUUUCCGGGGGAAACUACUGUGGAGUCUGAGGCGGCGGCGGCGGCCACCCGGAAACUAUACUCCACCUCCCAAAACUGGUUAAUAGUGGCAUGGAAGAUCCAUUUGAAGAAGCAAGCCAGCCCACCGCAGACCCAGGCAUGGUCAUGGACAGUGUGGAAGCAGGAGACACAACGCCUCCCACCAAAAGGAAGAGCAAGUUCUCAGGCUUUGGCAAGAUCUUCAAGCCCUGGAAAUGGCGGAAAAAAAAAAGUAGUGAUAAAUUCAAAGAGACAUCAGAAGUUUUAGAGCGAAAAAUAUCUAUGCGAAAACCGAGAGAAGAGCUGGUUAAAAGAGGGGUUCUGUUGGAAGACUCUGAGCAGGAUGGUGAGGAUCCAGGGAAGUUGAGCCAUGCCAUGUUAAAAAAUGGCCAUACCACUCCCAUAGGGAGUACCAGAUCUUCUAGUCCCGAGCAAGCAGAAGAAGAGUCAGGAAGAAUAGCAAGUCUUAGGAAUCCUGUUCCAGAAGAGGACCCAAAGAAGCGACUAGGCUCAACUGGAAGCCAGCCUAAUUCUGAAGCAGAGUCCGUUCCUGAGAACGCACCCAGACAGCCUUUGCUUCCCCCUAAAAGACCCUUGUCCUCUUCUCACGAAGCAAACGAAGGGCAAGCAAAGGCUGCCGCUUCCUCUGGCAGCACGGCAUGGCCCAUCUCCUCGGCCCCCGCUGCCGCCCCCACCGCAGCACCCGCUGCCGCCCCUGCUGCCGUGAACCCAGCAAAGACUGUUGGUUCCUCCGUCCCCCCGUCCCCAGCACCCAGGACUCUGCCCGCCGCUCCGGCCAGUGCGAACACUACCGCUGCCCCAAGCCUCACUCCCUCGGUCCCUGCCAAGCAGCCGCCUGUCCCUCCCCCUAAACCAGCUCACAGAAAUAGCAACCCUGUCAUUGCCGAACUGUCCCAAACAAUAAACAGCGGUACAUUAUCAAAACCAUCCCCCCCCUUACCACCUAAGAGAGGCAUUCCAUCAACCUUGGUACCCGCCUCGGAGUCUGCUGCUGCCACCACCACAAAAGCACCAAGUGAUCAGAGAGAAAGGAACACAUGCUCUGUGGGCUCUGAACCACUGUUGAUGAUCCCACCUCCCUCUUCAUCCCCCCCACUGCCUACUCAUAUACCUCCCGAACCCCCACGGUCCCCUCCAUUCCUUGCUAAGACUUUUCAAGUUGUGCCAGAAAAUGAGUUCCCACCUUCCUUAAACCUGUGCCAGGAGGUAUCCCAGCAGGAAGAUCAGAAAAAGGAAGUACCCAAGAGGAUGUUGGACCACAGCUUUGGGGAGCCGCAUGUGCCCUGUAGGCUGCCUCCACUCCCACUGCAUAUCCGAAUCCAGCAGGCCCUGACCAGCCCACUUCCCGUGACUCCUCCCUUGGAGGGCUCUCACAGAGCUCAUUCCUUGCUUUUUGAGUAUAGUGACAACUUUUCUGAGGACAGCAGCACCCUGGGUCGGACCAGGUCACUUCCUGUCACUAUUGAAAUGCUGAAAGUUCCAGACGAUGAAGAAGAAGAGGAACAAAGCCACCCAUCUGCAUUCAUUGAAGAUGCGGCAUCUACCUCACUUGUUCCUGAACUACCACAGUGUCUGCAGGAGGAAGAGGAAGAGAAGGAGAGUGACUCUGAUUCAGAAGGUCCCAUUCAAUACCGAGAUGAAGAGGAUGAAGAUGAGAGCCAUCAUAGUGCUCUGGCCAACAAAGUGAAGAGGAAGGACACACUGGCAAUGAAGUUGAACCACAGACUCAGUGAACCAGAGUUGAACAUGAAUUCUUGGCCUCGGAAAAGCAAAGAGGAAUGGAAUGAAAUACGGCACCAGAUUGGGAACACACUGAUCCGACGGCUGAGUCAAAGACCAACACCGGAAGAACUAGAACAGCGAAAUAUACUACAACCUAAAAAUGAAGCUGAUCGGCAAGCAGAAAAACGAGAGAUUAAACGUCGGCUCACUAGAAAGCUCAGUCAAAGGCCAACCGUGGCUGAACUACUUGCCAGGAAGAUCCUGAGGUUUAAUGAAUAUGUGGAAGUAACAGAUGCUCAAGAUUAUGACCGACGAGCCGACAAACCUUGGACCAAACUGACCCCUGCUGACAAGGCUGCCAUAAGAAAAGAAUUAAAUGAAUUUAAAAGCUCAGAGAUGGAGGUUCAUGAAGAGAGCAAACAUUUUACACGCUACCAUCGUCCAUGAUGCUGAAGUCUGAGAGAGGAACUAAACAACUCCCCAACACAGGGCUGUUUGGCUGCUUCAGUCUCCAGAGUGAUGUGAAAGGAAUUUCUGCACUUCCCAGCACAGCCAGGAUUGAGUCCUCUGGGAUGUAGUUCUGGGGCAAACAGCACUUCUAUGAAUGUAGCAUUUCACUGGAAUGGGUGGUCAUGUGCUGCUCUGGACAAAACUGAACACUUUUUCAGUGCUCUUGAACCUUGUAAUAUUGCAGCAUACUUGAGGGGUCUUCCUCACCAGCCACCCUCGCCCCAAGAUGACUGCUUGCGCUGGGGCACAGUUUGCACCAUUAGCCUUACCUGCUCGGUCCUGGUUCUGAGAUCCCCUUGUGUGGCACCAUAUUCCAGCUGUCAAAUCCAGCUGGUGGUGGCAGGAACCUUCUGGAGGCCCCCAGCCUUCUGGCACAGGGGCCCCCAUGUCCAGGGCAUGCCUCCACACCACACUGGCACAUCCAUGGAAAGCACCGCACUAUGCCUCUCAUAACACAGCAGUAUAGUCCUCUUCAGGCAGUCCAGCCUCAGAGAAGCUCAGGAUCUGACAUGGUCCAACCUUUUGGCACAAGUCAUCCUGAUUUUUAUUUUUAAAAUUAAAAAAAAAAAAAAAAAUCUUGAAGAAGUGCUGGAAACUUACAUUUUUCCUAUCUAUUAAACAAUCUGAGCUGCAACUAGAUGCCAAGUUUGGAAAAUGAGAAAGCAUAUAUGUUUUCUAUAUACAAAACCAAAACCAAAAAAAGGCCUUUAUUGUUAAUGCCAACUUGUCAGAAAACUCACUCAUUGCUUAAAUUUUAUAAGCUAUUGUACUUUCGUCAUACCAAAUGAUAUUCUAAAUCAUUCUGACCAAUAGAUGUAGCCUCGUCCAUAAAAAAGAGUUUUGAAACACUGUGGGAGCAGCCGUCCUCCUUGGGCCCCCACGUUUCCAGCCAGAAUCACUGCAAGGUCUCGGAACACGGGGUGCUGGACCGGAAGGGGUCUCUGGAGGAGGAAGUAGGAGGAACACAAUCAUGACCCGCUCCUCCUCCCUUCUCCUCAGUGCUGUUGGCCCUCUCCUGCCAGGCUCUCCCACUUCCCUCCUGCUGACCCUACCCUCUCUGGCAGCUUCCACCUCACGCACCCCUCCUCUGCCAAGCAGUCGCCAGUGUCGUCGGUGCUCGGGCCUUGGCUCAGCCCCCACCUCUUUUUGUAUUUGUAAUAUAUAUUAAUAUGAUUUCCUAAAACAGAAAAUUCAUUUGCUUUGAGUUUUUAUUUUGAAAACCAUACAGCCUCACCGUUUCCUUCUAAUACCUGUCCAUAUUAAGUGGAAGAAAAAAAAUAGUUCCUAUUUAACUGAUGAAUGUGGCUUUUUUUCCCCUUAAUGUUCAGAAAAUUGUGGCUGUUUCAUAGAUUUCUUCUGCAGUCCCUGUUUUGCUGCAGCUAUUCAUAGCUGUUCCUCGUUUUCUGCUUUUAUAUCCCUAUAAUAAUUACUGAAAAAUC
Messenger RNA from Neomonachus schauinslandi (Hawaiian monk seal), 3745 nucleotides. It is a transcript of the gene PHACTR4, whose product is annotated as phosphatase and actin regulator 4. The transcript is spliced from 14 exons. Gene Ontology annotation, biological process: neural crest cell migration; actin cytoskeleton organization. The record is from RefSeq and is a predicted model, not a curated record. Gene Ontology annotation, molecular function: actin binding. The coding region runs from base 126 to 2243 and encodes 705 amino acids. Lineage: Eukaryota; Metazoa; Chordata; Mammalia; Carnivora; Phocidae.